This is a messenger RNA of Orcinus orca (killer whale), 1646 nucleotides long. RefSeq names its product F-box protein 8 (gene FBXO8). Gene Ontology annotation, molecular function: guanyl-nucleotide exchange factor activity; protein binding. Gene Ontology annotation, biological process: regulation of ARF protein signal transduction. The record is from RefSeq and is a predicted model, not a curated record. Lineage: Eukaryota; Metazoa; Chordata; Mammalia; Artiodactyla; Delphinidae. The transcript has 6 exons. The coding region runs from base 237 to 1196 and encodes 319 amino acids.
GGCCGCUCAGGCUGCUGCAGCCUGGGGCACGCUGAAUUCGGAGGGAUCAGGUGCUGUUUCUGGAAUUCUCCCCGACCUCACCUCCACCAGCGUGAACAAAUAAAGUUUGAACCGGCUUCUCCAUGGCCUGGGCACCCCUUCCCGGCUGAGCCAUUUUCUUUUUGGCUGAAAGCCCCCGCCCAGAGGCCGAUUCGUCGCGGCGGCGGUGGGGAAUCGCAGGUCGCUCAGGCUUGCAGAUGGGUCAGGGGCUGUGGAGAGUCGCCAGAAACCAGCAGCUACAGCAGGAAGGCUACAGUGAGCAAGGCUACCUCAGCAGAGAGCAGGGCAGGAGGAUGGCUGCCAGCAGCAUUUCUAACACCAGUCAUCGCAAACAAGUCCAAGGGGGCAUUGAUAUAUAUCAUCUUUUGAAGACAAGGAAAUCGAAAGAACAGGAAGGAUUCAUUAAUUUGGAAAUGUUGCCUCCCGAGCUAAGCUUUACCAUCUUGUCCUACCUGAAUGCAACUGACCUCUGCUUAGCUUCCUGUGUUUGGCAGGACCUGGCCAAUGAUGAACUUCUCUGGCAAGGGUUGUGUAAAUCCACUUGGGGUCACUGUUCCAUAUACAAUAAGAACCCACCUCUAGGAUUUUCUUUUAGAAAAUUGUACAUGCAGCUGGAUGAAGGCAGCCUCACCUUUAAUGCCAACCCAGAUGAGGGAGUGAACUACUUUAUGUCCAAGGGCAUCCUAGAUGAUUCACCAAAGGAAAUAGCAAAGUUUAUCUUCUGUACAAGAACACUAAAUUGGAAAAAACUCAGAAUCUAUCUUGAUGAAAGGAGAGAUGUCUUGGAUGACCUUGUAACACUGCAUAAUUUUAGAAAUCAGUUCUUGCCCAAUGCACUGAGAGAAUUUUUUCGUCACAUCCAUGCCCCUGAAGAGCGCGGAGAGUAUCUUGAAACACUUAUAACAAAGUUCUCACAUAGAUUCUGUGCUUGUAACCCUGAUUUAAUGAGGGAGCUUGGCCUUAGUCCUGAUGCUGUCUAUGUACUGUGCUACUCUUUGAUUCUACUUUCCAUUGACCUCACUAGCCCUCAUGUGAAGAAUAAAAUGUCAAAAAGAGAAUUUAUUCGAAAUACCCGCCGUGCUGCUCAGAACAUUAGUGAAGAUUUUGUGGGGCACCUUUAUGACAACAUCUACCUUAUUGGCCAUGUGGCUGCAUAAGAGCACAAUUGCUAGGACUUUAACUUUUAACUUCAAACUAAAACUACCCAAGGACUUAUUUAGAGGAUAUGGGGGUUACAUUAGUGCUGGUCAUUCUAGCCUCUGUAUACAAUCAAGCUUGAGUGUACAACCUUUUUUUCUUUUACUCUUUUCUUUUUUAGUAAUUUCCUUGGGGAACUAAAGAAUUUUGCAGAAUUUUUCUUAAUUUUGCUUAUCAUGUUUUGCACAAAGCAGAGACAUUGUCUGACACAGCUGUUUAAGAAUGUUAAACUGACAUUAUACUCUAAAAAAGAUGGUAUAUUUGUGCAUUAGAUUUGCCUGAAAAACUUUAUUCAUUUCCAUUCUUUUUUAAAAUACCAUGUAAUGUGUACAUAUUUAACUAAAAAGAUUUAUAAUCAUAAUUAUUUUAUUGUAAAGAUUUUAACUAAAGCCUUUCCUUUUUCUCUCAAA